Cucurbita maxima (winter squash) is the source of this 1064-nucleotide messenger RNA. RefSeq names its product lysine-rich arabinogalactan protein 18-like. The transcript is spliced from 2 exons. The coding region runs from base 52 to 807 and encodes 251 amino acids. Gene Ontology annotation, cellular component: plasma membrane. Lineage: Eukaryota; Viridiplantae; Streptophyta; Magnoliopsida; Cucurbitales; Cucurbitaceae. The record is from RefSeq and is a predicted model, not a curated record.
UGGGCCUCCGAUGCAUCCACUUCAUCAUCGACACACGCUCACUCAGUAGACAUGGGGAGACAAUCUGUGAUCGCACUCGUUCUGAUCUGCGCUGUCGUUGCCGGUGUCGGUGGCCAGUCUCCUGCUGCAGCUCCGACUACUACUCCGGCGACUCCCGCGCCUGUAGCAGCGAAGUAUCCACCUCCAGCAGCAUCUCCUGUUGUGCCACCGACAAAUUCAUCUCCCGCUGCCGCUCCCCAAAAGCCGGUCACUCCAGCACCGGUAUCUACGCCACCAGCAGUCGCUCCAGUGGCCUCUCCGCCGGCCAGUACUCCUCCAACUGCUUCCGUUCCGGCUAGCUCUCCACCAGCUGCUUCCGUUCCGGCUAGCUCUCCACCAGCUGCUUCCGUUCCGGCUAGCUCCCCGCCAGCUACCGUUCCAGCAAGCUCUCCGCCGGUACCAGUUCCGGCCAGUUCUCCACCGGUUCCAGUUCCGGAGAGCUCUCCUCCCGUACCAACUCCGAUCGAAUCUCCUCCCGCUCCCGAAAGUGCUCCUCCUGCUCCGGUCGCAUCACCUCCCGCUGAGGUCCCGUCGCCGGCGCCGAGCAAGAAGAAAUCGAAGAAGCACAAAGCACCAGCUCCUUCUCCGGCGUUGCUUGGUCCACCUGCUCCACCCUCUGAAGCCCCAGGAGGAAGUGAGGAAGGUCCUUCCCCCGCCCCUUCACUGGACGACAAGAGUGGAGCUGAAGCGUUGAGGAGGAACAUGCAGAAGGUGGUCGGAAGCCUGGCUCUGGGAUUUUCCGCCGCCGUCUUCAGCUUCAUGUUCUAGAGAGAGUUUGUGAUCGUGCUUCAUUUAUUAUAUUUAAUCCUUUUUUUGUUUAAAUUUCCGCCACCGUACUCUAUCGGAAGAGGUGCUUUAUAUUAUAUUCUUCAUUGAAUUGAUUGAUGAAAUUUGAUUUACGAAAUUGAUGAGCCCUGGGGCGUUUGAUUUGAUGAUGAUGAACAUUUUGGAUGGAGAUGGGGUUUGGAGUGGGGAAAUCUUUUAUUAUUACAUUUUGAUUGGAUGGAUCCUUUUGUGUUCUGUAA